GAAGUUGGGUGAGCCGCGAAGUGCGCUGCGGCUUUGGCUCUACCUCGGCAUCGCGUCUUUCUUCCCCACACCCAGAUAAUCCUCUCCCUGCGAACCUUUCUUCCAGCUUCCGUGACCUUUAAAUAUAUUCAACCCAAUAUCCUCUUGUUGCUACGCUAUCUCUACCGCUGGUUGAUAUUAUUUAAUUGCCUAAACAUCGAAAUCAAGACAUGACUGACCACGAUUACGGAGCCGUCGCAGCUGAAAUCAAAAAGAUAAUCCCAAACGACGAUUAUGAUGACGGAAGUACAGGUCCAGUGCUCGUCCGUCUAGCCUGGCACGCAUCUGGCACCUACGACAAAGAGACCGGCACAGGCGGCUCUAACGGUGCCACUAUGCGGUACAAAAUCGAGUCCAGCGACUCUGCCAACAACGGGUUGGAAUAUGCUCGCAAAUUCCUGGAGCCUAUCAAGGCCAAAUUCCCGUGGAUCUCGUACUCUGAUCUGUGGACGCUUGGUGGCGUUGUCGCAAUCGAAGCGAUGGGCGGUCCUAAGGUUCCAUGGAAGCCAGGUAGAGUCGAUGAUGUUGACGACCAGUAUGUGCCGCCAAACGGCCGUCUACCUGAUGCUUCGCAAGGUGCAGACCAUAUCAGAUCAAUCUUCUACCGAAUGGGGUUCAACGAUCAGGAGAUCGUAGCGCUAUCCGGAGCUCACAACCUUGGAAGGUGCCAUGGUGAUCGCAGUGGCUUUGAAGGCCCAUGGGUGCCUAAUCCCAUUAGAUUCACCAACACAUACUUCAAACUUCUGCUGCAUGCGGAAUGGGUCAAAGGAAAGAACAGUGUUGGUAACGAGCAAUUCUACUCUGACGACGGCGAGCUGAUGAUGCUUCCCACAGAUAUGUCUCUCGUCACUGACCCAAAGUUCCGCGUCUGGGUCGAAAAGUACGCAGCAGACAGGGAUCUUUUCUUCAAGGAUUUCUCUGCUGCAUUCAGUAAGCUCAUAGAGCUAGGUGUUACCAGAGGUCCCGAGGGAUUGGCGCUUAGGAAGUACUCCACGGUUGCUCGGGCUAGACUAUAAAUCAUCUUUGAAUUCGAUUCAAUCUUAUUUUUCUCGUGUUAUUGCCGGGUUUAGCCGUAGUUCUUUUGUACAUAAUUACGGUGCGGAUUGUGUGGUGUAUGGUGACAUAAUGGAUUUUCUACAUAUUUAUGAGUACGUCGUAGUAUUAUACGAAGUAAGUGCGUAGAUUAUUGGUCUGGUUAACGAAAGACUUACGUAUUGUUAUUUUAAUCCUGUGUGGC
This is a messenger RNA of Myxozyma melibiosi, 1276 nucleotides long. RefSeq names its product mitochondrial putative cytochrome c peroxidase. The transcript has 6 exons. Lineage: Eukaryota; Fungi; Ascomycota; Lipomycetes; Lipomycetales; Lipomycetaceae. Gene Ontology annotation, biological process: hydrogen peroxide catabolic process; cellular response to oxidative stress; response to reactive oxygen species. Gene Ontology annotation, molecular function: peroxidase activity; heme binding. The record is from RefSeq and is a predicted model, not a curated record. The coding region runs from base 210 to 1055 and encodes 281 amino acids.